Paralichthys olivaceus (Japanese flounder) is the source of this 692-nucleotide messenger RNA. Lineage: Eukaryota; Metazoa; Chordata; Actinopteri; Pleuronectiformes; Paralichthyidae. The record is from RefSeq and is a predicted model, not a curated record.
AUGUUGUUCCCACAUUUACACGAGUCUGCUGUCGUGAAACUGUGUGUGUGCGUGUGUGUGUGUGUGCGUGCGCGCUCUUUCAGAGGCAGUGUGGAUGGCAGCAGUUCUCCGGAGUGGCUGCUGGUGGAGCUUCAGGGAGAGGUGGUGUCCAGACACAACUCCGGCCUGGCAGGAAAUGUGAUGGGAGACCUGCUCUACACCAAAGAGGGGGUGCCAGUGCUGAUUGUAGGACAUCACAUCCUGUACGGGAAGCAGGUCAAACUGGAGAAACAUUUUGCCGUCCUCACCAAGCGUUCCGACCACGAGCAGGACGCCCGAGACACCAACGACGAUGAUGUCACACAGGUUCCUAUGGAAACGGACCAGCCGGGCUCCACCUCCAAGUCUUACUACGUGUCGGCCAUCAUCAAACGGAAGCUGAUCUUUAAGACUCGCCCCAAACCCAUCAUCACGAAUGUGCCCAAGAAGGUGUAGAGCGACUCACGUGGUCAGAGGUCAACAAACCCGACCCACUGAACCUUAUGUUGAUCACUGCUGUCGAAUCUUUGACCUGAUUCCAACGAGAGACAAAGAGACUCUCACAAGUUUUCCUGAGAUUCUUCUGGAAAAACCUAUGAACCAAAUGCUGUUUCAAAGGUUUUUGCAUUUUGAAAAAAAUAAUAUUCUGAAUAAAAUUGUAGUAAAAUAAAGAA